AUGUCGCAGGCGUGCGCCACUCGCCACUCCUGCUCCUCCGUCGUUGCUGCCGUUUCGCACCGCGGCCGCGCUGCGUUCUUACGCCGCUUCUCGUCGGCCGCCCGCGCGCCACCCGUCAUCGACCUCUCGCCUCUGCGCGACGGCGGGCUCUCCUCCUCGUCGCCGCUCGUUCGCGAGGUGGCCGACGCGUGCGAGCAGUGGGGCUUCUUUCAAGUGGUCGACCACGGCGUCGACGAGGACCUAUGCGCGCGGGCGGAGGAGCAGCAGCGCGCCUUCUUUGCGCUGCCGAUGGAGGUCAAGGAGUGCAUGCGACGCUCGGCCGACAACAGCCGCGGCUGGUACAACGACGAGCUGACAAAGCAAAGGCGCGACUGGAAGGAGGGCCUCGACUUUGGCAGCACGCCUCCGAUGGACUGGUCGCUCGCCGACGCUGACGCUCGCAACGGCACCCUCGACAGCAGCAGCUUCCCUGGCACCCUCGACGGGUACAACCGCUUCCCGCCCGCCGACCUGCUGCCGUCCUUUCGACCGACGAUGCUCGAGUACUACGACGCCCUCGCCGGCGUCGCGACGGGGCUGGCGCGCCCUCGGGGAGAUCUAGGCAUAUGCAUGCCCGCCGACUUCUUCGAGCCGUACCUGCGCCGCACGCAGCACACCUCGUACUUGCGCCUCAACUACUACGCGCCGUACACGGGCGAGGACCCGACCCAGCUCUGCAUCUCGCCGCACAAGGCGGGGUGGAUGCCACCACCGACGCUCCUGCGAGACGCGGGCUUCUUGACGGUGUUGCGCCAGGACGUCGGCUGCCACUCGCUUCAGGUUCGCGACCGGCAGGCGCCCGACGGGUGGGUGACGGUGCGGCCGGAGCCGGCCGCCUUCACCAUCAACACGGGCGACAUGGCGCAGAUCUACAGCAACAACCGCUACCAUGCGCCAGAGCACCUCCGAGAUGCGCCCGAGCACCGCGUGCUCACUUCGCCGAGCACGCCGCGCUACUCGGCCCCCUUCUUCUACAACCCGGCAUACACCGCCGCCGUGCAGCCGCUGCCUUCGCUCGGCGCGCCGCACUUCGACCGGUGCGUCUGGGGCUACUUCCGGGCGAUGCGUUUCGCGGGCGAUUUUGCCGACUACGGCGAGGAGAUCCAGAUCUCCGACUUCGCGAAGGGGAGCGGCUCGUGGCACGUGAGCAAUCAGUCGCGCUUCAUGGCCGAGGUCGAUUUCGACGCGUCGUUCGACGUGGAGGCGAUGCGGCCGCUGCUGACGAGGAGCAGCGCCUGAGACGCAUAGGACUUUCGCGCGCGACCGCCCGGAUUGCCGCUAUUUACUAGUAUUAAUAGGACUGUGGGAGUCAAAAGAGGAACGCUGUCGAGUACGUGUCGAUAUAUGAUCGUUCGUGACAUCGCAUUGCUGGGCCA
This is a messenger RNA of Emiliania huxleyi CCMP1516, 1415 nucleotides long. RefSeq lists its product as hypothetical. The transcript has 9 exons. Bases 1 to 1278 code for a protein of 425 amino acids. The record is from RefSeq and is a predicted model, not a curated record. Lineage: Eukaryota; Haptophyta; Isochrysidales; Noelaerhabdaceae. Gene Ontology annotation, molecular function: dioxygenase activity.